Molecule: messenger RNA, 1377 nt
Organism: Cladocopium goreaui
Lineage: Eukaryota; Dinophyceae; Suessiales; Symbiodiniaceae
Source: the annotation of a GenBank genome assembly
UUUUCUCGGCGUCAAAGCUUUGCAGAUGCCGGCCAAGUCCCAGAUCUUGGAAAGGGACCUGCUCGCACGCUGCGCCAUGCCAUACUGGCUGCAAGGACAAGGAAGACUGAGGCAAGGGGCGGUUUUUUUAAUCCGCGCUGCCAGCACAAACGAUUUCAGGGUUAGGUCCUUGGAGCAGGUUGGGUCAUGGGUUCCCGACCCUCUGGACAGCUAGGACGACUGUGGAGAAGGACGGCUUUGGCAAGGCUCGCUGCCAGCAGCAACGGCUUCAGUCUAGGCUAGACGCUCAAUGAAAAAGCUCAGCUUGAAACGGAGUAAUGCAAAGAAGAAUCUAUUCUAGCGGGGUCCAGCACUGGACCUUGAACAUGCGCAGCUUCAAUCUUUGUGAGCCCUGUUCUAAAUGUCUUGUAUCAUCUAGCCUGUGUGGGUCCUUGCACUCUUCAAUCUUUGUUGUGAGCCUGAACAAAUAUACCCCGGCAGUCUGUAACAUGUUCUUCUGGCCAACCCAGCCAAAGGUGGAGUCGACUUUGCUUCUGUCACAAGAGGGCGGCAUGAAUAUCCAGCAUGGGCUUUAUUCUCUUCCAAACACACAUGCAUUGCUCCGAGCAGGCUCUAGGGACAUUCACCGCCAAGUGACCAAAAGCUUGCGACAUCAAAGUCUCUUCACCUUGACAGCUGUUGAGAGAUCUGCAUUCUCAGCAAACGGGCAUCGUGUUCUUUGCAGGCUGUCGAACUUGACGAUCCUCAACUUUCUGCUCUGGUAGCCAGGAGCUGCAUCGCAAUUACACUCCAGCAACAGGAGCAAAGUUCAAGGCCCCGUUUGAAAGACAAAAGAGCUUGAUGCUUGGUACACUUUAGAGUCUCCAGCAAGAACCAUCAAUCGCCUUUUUGGCAAAGACAAGAGCUUGACCCUUGGCCUGUAGGAUGUCAAUUCCAGUGCCGCUGCUUGCGCAUGCUGCGCGACAUCUCUGCAAAAGGCCAGCAUGAACAUCCAGCCUCAGCUGCCUUUGCUUUCAAGCGCACAGGGAUUGCUCUGAACGAGCUCUAUGGACAUUCACUGCCAAGUGACACAAAGCCUCCGACAUCAAAGUCUCUUCAGCUCGACCUCGAAAGCUGUUGAGAGAUUUCUCGUCAAAUGAGCAGCGCGUUCUUUGCACACUGCGGAAUUCGUCAAUCACACUACAUAUACUCUCAGCUCCGGUACCCGUGAACUCCAAAGCAUACCUGGAUCUUCACUUAGCACUUUUCUGCUCAUAGCAGUUUUCGCUUGGAGUUACGUUUGUUCUGACUUUUUUAGGCUCACUUGAACUAGAAAACGCGCAUUUGUUUCUUGACGGACGGGCAUUUACGCUUUUGUCCGGGUAUUUACGCUUAUUU